AUGGCCAAACACAUUGACACCUUGCAAUACCUGUACUCGCGUUCGGGGAGGUCGUAUUCCAACGGCCCUUUUUCAAGCGCAGCGGGUGAGUCUCGACGAGACCCAGGACAUCAACAAUCAUCUGGGCACGAGGCUUUCAACUGUCCCACACCGGAAGAUAGCCACGCCAGCGGACGAGGUAGCUCGUCCGGACGCCAUUCUCAUCGCGGUGGCUCCCAAUACGCUCCACUAGAAAGCAUUGACCACCGCUUGAGCCCACCAAAUGAUGUGGCGGCGGCGGGAACACCCGAUCCGGCUCGAGAGUUGGAACAACCUGAUAUUCAGGAGCUGAACCGUGUAACGGAAGAGUUGCAAGACGACCUGGCUCACGAAUGGACUCGGCGUUAUGAGCUUGCGGAUCUUGUAAGGGAUAUUUACAAUUCCCUAACGCACGAUCGUUCGGAUGAUCGUGCCGCUUUUGCGUUUGCGCAGCUUGACAACGAACGCUAG
Molecule: messenger RNA, 489 nt
Organism: Peronospora matthiolae
Lineage: Eukaryota; Oomycota; Peronosporomycetes; Peronosporales; Peronosporaceae
Source: the annotation of a GenBank genome assembly